Molecule: messenger RNA, 6778 nt
Organism: Pelobates fuscus (common spadefoot toad)
Lineage: Eukaryota; Metazoa; Chordata; Amphibia; Anura; Pelobatidae
Gene: MYO10
Product: myosin X
Exons: 41
Coding region: 360-6635 (2091 amino acids)
Biological process (GO): signal transduction; regulation of cell shape; regulation of filopodium assembly
Cellular component (GO): cytoskeleton; myosin complex; filopodium
Molecular function (GO): ATP binding; phosphatidylinositol-3,4,5-trisphosphate binding; plus-end directed microfilament motor activity
Source: RefSeq, a predicted model, not a curated record
GCUCUGCAGUGCAGGACAGUCAGCACAGUUUCGUGUGCUCACCCUGCUACCACUUACAGCGUGAACCACAAGAGCUUGCAAUCAACAAAGUGAGGACGAGCCACGGUUUGCCAACUUUAUUUCUGUUUUGUUUACACCAGGAUAUUUUUUGUUUUUGGCAGUCUUCGUAUUCCUUCUAUUUCUUAUGAGCAGGAAAAGCAUGUGCCAGCAGUUGUCCCACAACUAACCAGAUGUAAGGAUACCCUGUAAAACAAAGGCUCUGGGUGGACUUGGAAGAAAUGGAUUAAGUGCACAUCUAUAUAGUCACUCUUGGCACAUGUGUUUGUAGACUAGACUCCUGAACCUGGAAUUCUGUAACAAUGGAUAAUUUCUUUACUGAGGGGACACUUGUCUGGUUAAGAGAAAAUGGCCAGCACUACCCGAGUUUUGUUCAGUCCUGUGCUGGGGGAGUGGUUGUAUUUAAAACAUACUACAAUGAGGUAUUCACUUAUAAACAAAGUACAAUUACGCGUCAAAAGGUGACUACUAUGCAUCCAACAAGUGCCAAUGGAGUAGAAGACAUGGCAGCCCUGUGUGAUCUUCAUGAAGGGUCUAUAAUGUAUAAUCUCUUCCAGCGAUAUCAACAGGACAAAAUAUAUACAUAUAUUGGGUCUAUUCUUGCCUCUGUUAACCCUUAUAAGCUGAUCUCUGGACUCUAUGACCACAACGCAGUGGAGCUCUACAGUAGGCAUCACAUGGGAGAAAUACCACCUCAUAUCUUUGCUGUGGCCAACGAGUGUUACCGCUGCCUGUGGAAGCGUCAUGACAACCAGUGUGUUCUCAUAAGUGGCGAAAGUGGAGCAGGAAAGACAGAAAGCACAAAACUCAUCUUAAAGUUCCUAUCUGCAAUGAGCCAACAUUCCCUCGAAAUAUCUUCGAAGGAAAGAACAGCGAGUGUGGAACAAGCCAUAUUGGAGAGCAGCCCAAUUAUGGAAGCCUUUGGGAAUGCAAAAACUGUUUACAAUAAUAACUCAAGUCGAUUUGGGAAGUUUAUCCAGCUGAAUAUAUGUCAAAAAGGACAUAUUCAGGGAGGGCGGAUUGUAGACUAUUUAUUAGAAAAGAAUCGUGUAGUACGACAGAAUCCUGAGGAGAGAAAUUACCACAUAUUCUAUGCACUGCUGGAGGGUGCUGUGAAGGAGGAAAGAGAGGCAUUUUAUUUAUUGCAAGCAGAGAAGUACCACUACUUGAAUCAGUCUGGAUGUAUUAAAGAUGAGACUAUGAGUGACAAGGAGACAUUUCAGGAAAUUAAAAAUGCUAUGAAGGUCAUGAAGUUUACCAGUGAGGAUGUGCGAGAAAUCUUUCGGUUGCUUGCAGGAAUUUUGCACCUGGGAAACAUUGAAUUCAUUACUGCUGGUGGAGCACAGGUUUCCUCCAAAACAGCUCUGGGAAGAGCUGCAGAGUUGCUUGGGCUGGACUCAGAGCAACUGACAGAAACAUUAACUCACAGGUCAAUGAUCCUCAGGGGAGAAGAGAUCUCUACACCACUCAGCAUUGAGCAGGCAGUGGACAGCAGAGAUUCGGUAGCUAUGGCACUUUAUUCACAAUGCUUUGCCUGGGUAAUAAAGAAGAUCAAUAGUCGGAUAAGAGGAAAAGAUGACUUCAAAUCCAUUGGAAUUUUGGACAUCUUUGGUUUUGAAAACUUUGAGAUCAAUCGCUUUGAACAGUUCAACAUCAACUAUGCAAAUGAAAAGCUGCAAGAAUAUUUUAACAAGCACAUCUUCUCGUUGGAGCAGCUCGAGUACAGCAGAGAAGGGCUUCUCUGGGAAGACAUUAAUUGGAUCGAUAAUGGAGAAUGCUUGGAUUUAAUAGAAAAGAAACUUGGCCUGUUAGCGCUCAUCAAUGAAGAAUGCUACUUUCCUCGAGCCACUGACAGCACCCUACUGGAGAAGUUACAUAAUCAACAUGCUAACAAUUCUUUCUAUGUAAAACCAAGGGUUGCUGUCCACAAUUUUGGAGUGAAACACUAUGCUGGAGAGGUCCUUUAUGAUGUGAGAGGCACCUUGGAAAAGAACCGAGAUACUUUUAGGGAUGACAUCCUCAACCUUCUGCGUGAAAGCAGACUUGAUUUUAUAUAUGACUUGUUUGAGAAUGUAUCAAGUCGGAAUAGCCAUGAUACACUGAAAUCUGGAAGCAAGCACAAAAAGCCCACGGUCUGUUUACAGUUUAAGGACUCCCUGCAUUCCUUAAUGGCAACUUUAAGCACAUCAAAUCCAUUCUUUGUUCGUUGCAUAAAGCCAAACAUACACAAGAUGCCUGACCAGUUUGAUCAGACAUUGGUUCUCAAUCAGUUAAGAUACUCAGGAAUGCUGGAGACAGUAAGGAUACGCAGAGCUGGAUUCCCCGUCAGAAGACCUUUCCACGAUUUUUAUUUGAGGUAUAAAGUUCUAAUGAGGAACCUGACCCUUCCUGAUGAUUUGAGAGGAAAGUGUCAGAUGCUUCUCCAUCUGCAUGACAUGACUGAUACUGAAUGGCAGCUUGGAAAGUCCAAGGUCUUUCUCAGAGAAUCACUGGAGCAUAAAUUAGAGAAACAACGUGAGGUUGAAGUAUACAAGGCAGCAUUGAUAAUACAGUCUCACAUUAUGGGGUUUGUGGCAAGAAAGCAGUACAGAAAGGUACUUCACUGUGUGGUGGUUAUACAAAAGAACUACCGAGCCUUUCUGUGGAGGACCAAAUUUCUACGUCUGAAGCUAGCUGCAUUGACCUUCCAGAGACAUUUGCGUGGGCAGUUAGCCCGUCGAAUAUACAGACAACUGCAGGAGCAAAAACAAAGAGAAGAGGAAGAAAGGAGGAAAAGAGAAGAGGAAGAGAGGAGGAAAAGAGAAGAGGAAGAAAGGCUGAGAAAAGAAGAAGAAGAUAGAAGAAGAAAGGAAGAGGAAGACAGGAUAAAGAGAGAGACUGAAGAAAGAGAAAGACAGAGGCAAGAAGCAGAACUUUUAGCUAAGCAGGCUGAGGAAGCAAAGAAACAGGAGGAAGUUGUUGCCAUGCUAGAAGCCCAAAAGGAGGCUUUAGUAAAACAUGAUUUAGAGAAACAGAGAGAGAGCAAGCAAGUUGAAGAAAUUCUGCGACUAGAAAAGGAAAUUGAUGACCUACAAAGAAUGAAGGAGAAACAGGAAUUAUCUCUUACAGAAGCAUCCUUACAGCGACUGCAGCAACUCCGAGAUGAUGAGUUAAAACGUCUAGAAGAGGAAGCCUGCAAAGCAGCUCAAGAGUUUCUGGAGUCACUGAACUUUGAUGAGAUAGAUGAAUGUGUGAAGAACAUUGAAAUGUCCCUCUCUGUGAGUGAUGUUUUUCCUGAUGAACUUUCUGCUAUAGGUGACAUUACUUUAUGCGAAAAACCAACCUUCAACUUCAGUCAGCCAUACCCUGAGGAGGAGGUCGAUGAAGGCUUUGAAGCUGACGAUGAAACAUUCAAGGACUCCCCUAAUCCUAGUGAGCAUGGCCAUUCAGACCAAAGAACUAGUGGCAUUAGAACCAGUGAUGACUCUUCAGAAGAAGAUCCUUACAUGAAUUAUACUCUAGGCCCUGAAACUCAAGCUGCGGUCAGUAAAACUAUGUUUGGUCAAGAUCAGGUAAUACCUAAAAACUCAACUGGAGGGGACUCAGCAUACUGUGUGCCAGAAGUUGUGUCUGGUGAGCCCCAGCAUCCUGGAAGGUUCAUUACUCCUGAGGGAGAUUAUGAUUAUGACCAUGAUGACUAUGAAGAUGGUGCUAUAACGUCAGGAAGCAGUGUGGCUUUCUCUAACUCACACAGAAGCCAGUGGUCUCCAGAUUAUAACUGUUCCAUUGGAACAUACAACAGCUCUUCGGCCUACAGGUUUAGUUCAGAAGGGGCUCAGUCUUCGUUUGAAGACAGCGAAGAAGACUUUGAUUCCAGGUUUGACACAGAUGAUGAGCUUUCCUAUAGAAGGGAUUCUGUCUACAGCUGUGUCAGUCUACCUUAUUUUCACAGCUUUUUGCACAUGAAAGGUGGAGUAAUGAACACAUGGAAGAAACGUUGGUGUGUCUUAAAGGAUGAAACAUUCCUGUGGUUCAGAUCCAAGCAGGAAGCGUUAAAGCAAGGAUGGCUGCACAAAAAAGGAGGUGGAUCGUCUACGCUGUCCAGAAGAAAUUGGAAAAAACGUUGGUUUGUUCUGCGACAGUCCAAACUGAUGUACUUUGAGAACGACAGUGAAGAAAAACAGAAAGGGAACAUCGAACUUCGAGAUGCUAAGGAGAUUGUUGAUAAUACUGGCAAAGAGAACGGGAUUGACAUAGUAAUGGAAGGUCGAACCUAUCAUUUAAUUGCUGAGUCUCCUGAGGAUGCAAGCCAAUGGUUUAGUGUGAUGAGCCAAGUUCAUUCAUCCACAGAUCAGGAGAUUCGGGAGAUGCACGAUGAGCAAGCGAAUCCACAAAAUGCUGUGGGCACUUUGGAUGUUGGAAUGAUUGACUCAGUGUGUGCCUCUGAUAACCCUGAUAGACCAAAUUCAUUUGUAAUUAUCACUGCAAAUCGUGUCCUUCACUGUAAUUCUGAUACGCCAGAAGAGAUGCAUCACUGGAUCACUUUAUUGCAAAGGUCAAAGGGUGACACAAGGGUUGAAGGGCAGGAGUUCAUAGUACGAGGGUGGUUACAGAAAGAAGUUAAAAAUAGCCCUAAAAUUCCUUCGUUGAAACUGAAGAAACGAUGGUUUGUCCUUACCCACAAUUCUUUGGACUACUACAAGAAUUCAGAGAAAAGUGCUAUGAAACUGGGCACCUUGGUGCUGAACAGCCUGUGCUCUGUGGUACAGCCUGAAGAGAAAAUAUUUAAGGAAACAGGAUACUGGAACGUGAUAGUGUACGGUCGCAAACACUGUUACCGCUUGUAUACCAAACUAUUAAAUGAAGCCACAAGGUGGUCUAGUGCCAUUCAGAAUGUGAUAGACACAAAGGCUCCAAUUGACACGCCAACUCAACAACUAAUUCAGGAUAUAAAGGAAAACUGUCUGAACACUGAAGUUGUGGAGCAGAUUUACAGGCGAAAUCCAAUUCUUCGCUACACUCAUCACCCUUUGCACUCUCCUUUGCUACCACUUCCCUAUGGAGACAUCAACUUAAACUUGCUGAAAGAUAAAGGAUAUACAACAUUACAAGAUGAAGCAAUCAAGAUUUUCAAUUCUCUGCAACAACUCGAGUCUCUCUCUGAUCCUGUGCCAAUCAUUCAGGGCAUACUACAGACUGGUCAUGAUUUACGCCCUCUGAGAGAUGAGCUUUAUUGCCAGCUCAUUAAGCAGACUAACAAGGCUCACAAUCCUGGCAGCACGGGCAACCUGUAUCACUGGCAGAUACUUACUUGCUUGAGCUGCACCUUCCCACCCAGUCGAAGCAUCCUGAAAUAUCUGAAAUUUCAUCUUAAAAGAAUACGGGAGAAAUAUCAAGGCUCAGAAAUGGAAAAGUACGCAGUGUUCAUCUAUGAGUCAUUAAAGAAAACCAAGUGCAGGGAGUUUGUGCCAUGUCGGGAUGAAAUUGAAGCUUUAAUUCAGAGACAGGAAAUUACAACCACUGUGUACUGUCAUGGCGGAGGAGCUUGCAAGAUUACAAUCAACUCCCACACAACUGCUGGAGAGGUGGUGGAGAAACUGAUUCGAGGACUGGCCAUGGAAGACAGCAGAAAUAUGUUUGCUCUUUUUGAAUACAAUGAGGUGACAGAUAAAGCCAUUGAAAGCAGAACCAUUGUGGCUGAUAUACUGGCUAAAUUUGAAAAGCUUGCUGUGAGCAGAGACGCUGGAGAUAAGCCCUGGAAAUUCUACUUCAAACUCUACUGCUUCCUGGACACAGACCAUGUGCCAAAGGACAGUGUGGAAUAUGUGUUCAUGUUUGAGCAGGCACAUCAAGCAGUUAUCCGUGGUCAGUAUCCUGCACUCGAAGAAUCUCUGCAGUUCUUGGCAGCUUUGAGGUUACAGUAUUCACAAGGAGACUACAGUCUACACUCCAUUGUACCAGAGAUGGAAGAGUUUUAUCCCAUGCAGAAACUGAAAGCUCGAAUUUCUCAGUCCACCAAAUCAUUUACACCCUCUGAACGAACAGAAAGAAAGAGGUCUAGUUUCUUAGAAGGGACAUUGAGGAGAAGCUUUAGAAGUGGCUCCAUCAGCAAGCAGAAAAUGGAAGAGGAGCAGAUGCAGGAUAUGUGGGUAAAGGAAGAGGUUCUCUCAACGAGAGCCAACAUUAUUGACAAGUGGAAAAAGUUACAGGGUAUAAGUCCAGAACAGUGUAUCUCCAAGUACAUGGUUUUGAUAAAGGAAUGGCCUGGCUAUGGAUCAACACUAUUUGAUGUUGAGUGUAAAGAAGGUGGAUUUCCACAGGAGCUGUGGUUAGGAGUCAGUGUUGAAGCGGUUUCUGUGUACAAGAGAGGAGAAGGACGACCUCUAGAAGUGUUUCACUAUGAGCAGAUUUUGUCUUUUGGGGCUCCAUCUUCAAAUACCUACAAGAUAGUAGUAGAUGAGCGAGAGCUUUUAUUUGAAACAAGCGCGGUGGUUGACAUUGCUAAACUAAUGAAGGCCUACAUCAGCAUGAUUGUGAAAAAGCGGUACAGUACUACACGCUCAGAGAGCAGCCAUGGAAGCCAAGCAAGCUCCCGGUGAACACAGGAUCUGUGACCCACAUAUCCUCUUUUAUAUACAGGAGAUGCGCUCCUUACAAACAUCAGGGCACCCAGACCUUAACUUCUUGGCCUUGGCAAAUUCAACAACCAGGGAGUUCCAGUGCCUAACAUAUUUUACCUGCC